AUGCAAGAGCCAUGCGACGUCCGUCUCUCACUCAUCGACAGCGCUCAGGAUGCGGCGCUUGGCCAGAUCGAGACGAAGCUACUUGCCAUCGAGUGUGCCGUGCUCCAGAGCGACAUCAAGAGCGUUACGGGGGCCCAAGAAGCGCUGGAAGACGCGGAGGAGACGACAUCUGUCGUGGACAUGGCCAAAUGUAUCUGUGCAGGCGAUUACGUGGAUCUGAUUCGACUCCCAAGGGCUCAGAAAUUGCUGCAAAGUGUCGCUCAAUGGCGGAUGGAGAGUCUGGACCAUGGCGACCAAGACGCGCACCUUUGUGGGAGGCUCGCGGAAGCGCUGCAGGGCUAUUUGCUGGAUGAAUGCGGCAGUGCAGAGAGCCGUCUCGUGGCAGCCUAUGAAGUGCUAUAUGUUGGGGUGGCGUUCCUCAAUAUGUACGUGCAAGCAAACUAUACGGGACCAGCAUUUGAGAACGAGACGCUCCGGGAUGUGCUCGAUCUUGCGACGCGUCUCGUGACUUGUUCAACUGACAGUAGCGACAAGAAAGCACGCAGUGAUGCACUUGUGGCACUUCAGGUGGACGGAGAGAGUCCGUUUUCUAUCUGUGAGUACCCGCAGUUCUUGCUCCUUGGUCGCUGCUUGCUGGACUUUGUGGGAAACCACGCUUAUGAUGACUGGUCCGUGGCUGCGCACGAGAUGGUGCAUGGAGAAAAUGACAAUGAAGUGCCCGAUAGUGUGGUACAGGGCCCCGUCAAGCGACAUGUCAGUGGUGGAGCAGCUAUUCGCGUACUCGGGGAGUUGCUAGGACGGAUCAAGUCGGCAGCGUGGUGGAAUGCUCGUGCUGCUGUAGCGCACGAACGGCUACUGCUUUCAAAGCAGCCUUCGAACACACUGUGGUUUGAAGCUCGUCGUGGCUACAUCCAGACGUUAACGACAAGCGAUCUUUUCGCCUUUGAAGAGGAUACUCAGUACUUGCUCGCUCGUGCGUACGUCGAGUGGGGCUUGGCGCAACACCACUUUGAUAAGAAUAAGCAUGGCAAGGCGACAUUCGAACACGCGAAAGAGAUCUCUGGUGUGGCCGUACAGCUCAGUGGAUCGUUGGGAAGGCGCACCAAGUAUCAGCAGAAAAGUGUCGCUCAGAUGGUAUUGCUUGCGGCAUCGAAGAAAGAGCCUGCAGAGGUGGACGAACAAGCUUCUGUUCACACGGCGGCUGUAGCCGAAUCGACUCAUGUAGACUUCGGUGGCAAAAAGCAGGCCAAAACAAAUUGCGAUGACCCAAACGGUGCAGUAGCUGUUUCUUGUCCUCCCUCCAACAAUCUUACUACUGACGAGGAGCAUAUUCAGAGGCUGGUGCAGGAAGGCGAGGCUUCUUAUCGCAAUGUGAACUUGGAUCAAGUGGACCAGGACAAUUAUCUUCUGGAAAGCAUCAAUUUUGAAGACCGUAAGCUCACAAAACAAGGCAAUUUGCAGGUUGUCGAUCAAAUUGUACUGCUGGGAUUGUGUCUAGACGUGAAGAAUAGCAACGCGAAUGACGGCCUCACUCGAGAAGAAAUGAUGCCGUACGUAACGCGCGUACUCGAAAACCCAAACAAUUGGAUGGUAUACUCGACGGCAUUGCUGGAGCGUGCGUGGCUCGAGUGUGAGAGCUCGAAACGACGUGAACGCGCCGUAUUGCAGAUGCAGGCUCUGGUAGACCAGCACACUACGCGGCUUACGAUCACGCAAAACACAUUGCAAUCUAUUGCAGAUUCGGCGCCGGCUCGUGAACGUAUGCAGUUUGUGUAUUCGCUGGCUUUCCCUCCACGGUAUGCUCUCAAGCGCGAUUUGGCCGAGCGAUACUUUAAGCUUGGCGUUCUAGGCAGUGCUGUAGAAAUCUGUGAAGAGCUAGAGAUGUGGGAUGACGUUGUCAAGUGCUACCAGAUCUUGGACAAACCAACGCGUGCCGAAAAGCUCGUGCGCGAACGCCUUUUGAUCGCCCCCACACCGUUCAUGUGGGUCACGCUCGGCGAUCUCACGCAGGACCCUUCCCACUACGAGACGUCCUGGACACUCUCAAAGCAGCGGUUUGCCCGUGCAAAGCGUUCACUCGGACGCUACUACUUCGAUAAAGGCGACCAUGAAGUAGCAAUUUCCCAUUACAAGGAUGCAGUGCAUGUCGGUCCCAUGCAUACUGGCGCUUGGUUCACUCUUGGUGCGAUCGCAAUGCGUGUGCAUCGCUGGCCACUCGCCAUGCGCGCGUUUACACGCGUGGUGCAGCUGGAGCCGGACAAUGGUGAAGCGUGGGGCAAUUUAGGCUCCAUCCACAUGCACAACCAUAGUUACGGGGAAGCUUUCGCCGUGCUGGAAGAAGCACUGAAACAAAAGCGUCAUAUGUGGCAGAUGUGGGAGAACUUUGCGCUUUGUGCUAUGAGAACAAAGCGCUACGGCGAAGCUAUGUACGCCAUGCACCAGCUCUUGGACAUGCGCGCCAAGCACAAGCGUCCAGUUGAUAGUGAGAUGCUGGCGUGGUUGGUGGAAGCUAUAGUGUAUCCGGACUCCCUCAGGUCAAUGGAGCAGGAAGUUGACAGCGAAGUGGGCGUGAUGGAACAAGUGGCUACUAAGAAGGAUGUGUCCGAACAAGUGGACGAUGACGACGACUUGACGGAGCUUGAUGAGGUGUCAGCAGCCACGGACAUGACUCCUCCGCGGUCUGAUUCUCACUACAAGAAGCAGCUGGCGAUGCUCUUUGGCCGCGUGACGUCCAUUGUAACAAACGAUGCCAAGGUGUGGCAGGUGUAUGCACACUUCAAUGACGGCGUCGAGAAUCGAGCCGACAAGGCUCGCGACUGCCGGUUGAAGCAGUGCCGCGCCUUGCAAGUUGCUGGCUGGGAGCGUGAGGAGCUGAAAGUCAACGAGCUCUGUGUAGCAGCUUGUCGAUUGGCUCAGGAUUAUCUGACGGAAGGGACGAAGAAGGCGCUCUGCUCGUGCCGUCUGUAUAUCCGAAGCGUGCUCAAGAAGGCGCAAGUGGACUUUUCCGAUUUGGAUGCAGUGAAGACACUUGCUGCUGUAUUCGACGAGGUCAGUACUCGAGAAACGCAGCUCUAA
Messenger RNA from Peronospora matthiolae, 3075 nucleotides. The record is from the annotation of a GenBank genome assembly. NCBI's taxonomy places the organism in Eukaryota, Oomycota, Peronosporomycetes, Peronosporales, Peronosporaceae.